CCUUCUUCCCCUCACUGACAAGAUGGCGGCGGCUUCCCCGAGCGCUGCACAGUCAUGAGCUGAAGUUACAUUUCGGCGGCUGAUUCCCGUCGGGUUUCUCGAUAUUCGCAUCGUGACGUGUCUCUCUGUAAUGGCGGACAUGAGAUUUUACCGUUCGGUGAGGGGGGUCACGUGUAUGAGCGACACAGUUCUGGAUCGAGAACGUGUGUGCUUGCGGUGAAGGGAGAAUCAUUACACGAGCGGCGAUGUGUUGGGGGCAGGGCGGGAAACGGAGAGAAAAUGGCGGCCGUAACGUGAGAUAGAACAUUCUACACGAGGAAGAAUGUUAUGGAUUGUUUGUAAGUUAACAAAGGAAAGAAAUCAGGGCUUAUAAAAACAAAGACCAUCCGUACCAAAAUUCUGUCUGGCCGCAGCAUCAUCUUUGUCCUAGCUAAAGUACAGGCUGGGACAAAGUCCAGGAAGUGAGGACGGGACUAGCACUCCUCUGUACUCACUUCUGUCCCAUCAGACUGCAACAUGAAAACAGAGAAGAGGGGGUUACAGAGCAGCCUGUAGUGAUUGGAUGAAGAGACCCAGCAGACUCAGGAAGGAAGUGAAUGCAUGGUGAGUGAGGGCGGGCUCAGUGCUUAUCUCGGACAUGCCCCUUCCUGAGCAGUGGAUGUCAGACUGAGGGAGCAGCAGAACAGAGGGACUUGUGAGCCAAAUACAGAAGCUAGACACAUGUAAAGAAUCUGCAUGACCUAAUUUUCAGAACCCAAAUAUUCUACAGCUACAUCCACAAUUGGAGAUUCCUAGGUGGAAAAAUCUAGGAUGCAAAUUUAAAGUCUUUGACAUCUUGUAAACCAAAGGGAGGCAAGCACCAGAGGAAAAUGCUGCCAGACAACGGACAUAUGUGAAGGAGACUGUAGAAGCUGAUCAGAAGAUUCUCUGAUGUCCAUUGAAGAUCAAGAAUAGUAGAGCCAUAUAUGGAUUGUUCAUGAGAGCUCCCGAUGACUUGAAAGAGCUUUGUCAUCUGUGGUGGCUUUGGGAGCAAAUAUAAUCUGCAACAAGAUUCCAGGGUUGGCGCCUCGGCAAAGAGCCAUCUGCGAGAGCCGCCCGGAUGCCAUUAUAGUUAUUGGAGAAGGGGCACAGAUGGGGAUCAAUGAAUGUCAAUAUCAGUUCCGCUAUUCCAGAUGGAAUUGCUCAGCACUUGGAGAGAGGACCGUCUUUGGACAAGAGCUACGAGUAGGUAGCAGGGAAGCCGCCUUUACCUACGCCAUCACUGCCGCUGGGGUAGCCCAUGCUGUGACCUCCGCCUGCAGCCAAGGAAAUUUCAGCAACUGUGGCUGUGACCGAGAGAAGCAGGGAUACUACAACCAGGAGGAGGGCUGGAAGUGGGGAGGAUGCUCGGCCGACAUUAAGUAUGGCAUUGAAUUCUCAAGGAAGUUUGUGGAUGCCAGAGAAAUAAGAAAAAAUGCCCGGCGGCUCAUGAACCUUCACAAUAAUGAGGCUGGAAGAAAGGCAUUAGAAGAACAGAUGAAGCUGGAAUGUAAAUGCCAUGGGGUCUCGGGAUCCUGUACCACUAAAACUUGUUGGAACACUUUGCCGAAAUUCCGGGAUAUUGGAUUUAUUUUAAAAGAGAAGUACAAUAGUGCCGUACACGUGGAAGUGGUGAGGGCCCACCGGCUACGCCAGCCCACUUUCCUUACCAUCAAAAAAGUCAAAAAUUACCAGAAACCCAUGGAUACAGAUCUGGUGUACAUUGAGCGUUCUCCAAACUACUGUGAGGAAGACAGCACCACGGGGAGCGUGGGGACUCAGGGCCGGCUCUGUAACCGCACCUCCCCUCAUGUGGACGGUUGUGACCUCAUGUGUUGCGGUCGUGGAUACAACACCCACCAGUACACCAAAGUAUGGCAGUGCAACUGUAAAUUUCACUGGUGCUGUUUUGUCAAAUGCAACACAUGCAGCGAAAGGACAGAAGUUUUUACCUGCAAGUAGAGCACGGCGGUGCCUAUCAACCCACGUUACAGGACCACUAUGGCGCCAUUUUGCACACUUAAUUUUCUUUGUUAAGAAAAUUAAACCCUUUUGUUACAGGCAGGGAGGAAAUGCUUCGUUCAUUGCUGAUAUUCCUAGUCUACCGGGAGCAUUGCACCUUUUCACGCUGGAGGAGGGGUUUUUGUAGAUAUUUUUUUAAAUUAUACAUUUUACAGAAAAGUCUAAAGAAAAUGAGAGAGAGAGAGAGGCCACAACAUUAUAUAUAUAUGGGACUGUAGGACUGAUGAGAAGGGACCAAACGGAAUAAACUAUAAUACAAAUCUCAACUAUUAGCUAAAUGUGUUCAAUUUGUAUCUCCUGCCAGUCACACUGGAAUUAUUCUAAUGAACAUAAAAUUUUAUAAUUAUUAAUUUAUGUUUUUAAUAGUAUGAACAAAUUCUGAGCACUAACGGGUAGCUGUGUCUUAAUUCCCUACUAAAUGUUAAACUUAUAGUUGUCUGGUCUUACAAUGAAUUUUGCAUAUGUUUUUUUUUUCUAUUUUUUGCUACUGAGGGGUCCUACAUUUUUUAUUUUCAUUUUAUUUUUUUUUGGGGGGGGGGGGAUUUUUUGUUGUUAUUUUUUAUUUUUUUUUGCAAUUGCAUUACAGAGCAGAGUACUAAAUUGUAUCAGCCCUGCUGGAUAACUGCAAAAAGCACAAAGUGUUGAACGAUUAGUUAUAGAUUAGGUUUGACGAUACCCAUAUCCCUCGCCAUUACUCAUUCGUCUGUCCAAGUGAGACCUCAGUUGUUGCAGGACUUUAAGCACACCAUGAAUGGUAUAUUAAACCAACUACCUACGUACUGUAUGAUGUUCGGUAUUUGUUCAAUAAAUGUUUAUUUUCUAGACAUUUGGAUUCUAAGGCUGAAUCUUGCCAUUUUAUUAUUAUUUUUUUUUAAUUAUUAUUAUUUAUUCAUUUUUUACUUUUGUUUCAUUUAAGGAAAGAACACAAUUUUUCAUAAAGAGCAGAUAUUUGUACAAAAAAACUAAACAAACACAGGCAACAGUUAUUGUAGCUGCCCCCGUCUAAAUAAAACUGCUGGUAUAAAAAAAAAGUAGUGUACCAUCUAAACCAUGUUAAAUACAGUACAGUACAGAUAUGUUACAGAUAGUACAAUACACAUAGUAGAGAUGUGUUUGUGAGGGUUUGGAUAUCUGUUUUGUGCUUCUCUAGCCACAGUUUAAGUUAGUCCUAGCUCCUCAUGGGUGUGGCCACAUUCUUCCACAUUUUCCAGGCAUGUUUGUUAAACUGGCCUCUUUAUACAUUAAAGGGGUACUCCACUGGCCAGUGUUUGGAACAUUAAGCUCCGAACGCUGUGUGCACGCUGCGGGGGCCGGCCACACCCCCUCAUUCCAAGUCCAUGGGAGGGGGCGUGGCAGCUGUCGCCUCCCAUACACUUGCAUUGAGGGGCAUGGCCUGACAUCACGAAGGGUGUGGACGACCAAUGCAGCGUGCACGCAGCGUUCGGAACAAGGUCAGUGGAAUACCCCUUUAAACUAUUGUACAUAGUUUUUUUUUUUUUAUGAAAAGCUCUUAGAUUCAGAAGGGCUGAGAUGGUAAAACAUAAAAAAAAAAAAGUAUGGCUAGUGA
Hyla sarda is the source of this 3607-nucleotide messenger RNA. It is a transcript of the gene WNT7B, whose product is annotated as Wnt family member 7B. Bases 1132 to 1980 code for a protein of 282 amino acids. Gene Ontology annotation, molecular function: cytokine activity; frizzled binding. Lineage: Eukaryota; Metazoa; Chordata; Amphibia; Anura; Hylidae. The record is from RefSeq and is a predicted model, not a curated record. Gene Ontology annotation, biological process: cell fate commitment; positive regulation of JNK cascade; neuron differentiation. The transcript is spliced from 8 exons. Gene Ontology annotation, cellular component: extracellular region.